This is a messenger RNA of Zeugodacus cucurbitae (melon fly), 1000 nucleotides long. It is a transcript of the gene Obp73a, whose product is annotated as general odorant-binding protein 70. The transcript has 3 exons. NCBI's taxonomy places the organism in Eukaryota, Metazoa, Arthropoda, Insecta, Diptera, Tephritidae. The coding region runs from base 266 to 1000 and encodes 244 amino acids. The record is from RefSeq and is a predicted model, not a curated record. Gene Ontology annotation, molecular function: odorant binding.
GUUAUCUGCAAUAGAAAGUGAAUUAUUAUAGUAACAUCAUCGCUACUACUAGGGGUGGCAUCGAAAGUGGUUUCGUUUUCAUUUAAGUGAAGUUAUUCGCCCGAAGUGGUUGUGCCGUACUCGCUAUCUUGCAACUAAAAAAUAUCGGUUGUGUUGUAUAUAAGCAAUCAAUUAUAAUUCAUAGAAAUGAUAUCUAACGUUGUUUAUCGAGCAUAUAUUGGGUUUAUAAUUUUGGACAUCGCUAGUAUUCUUGUAACUGACGCACAUGGAAAUUUUUUCACGAAGAUGCUUGAAUCCCCCUCGUACUGCUCGCCGAGUUGAAUCUUUCAUACAGGAGUGUCAAGAGGAUGUCAAAAAUAAACUAAUUAGCGGUAAAAUGUCAUUCCCAACGAUCAAUAAAAUUAAGAACAUAUUUUCCGCAGAGGCUUACUACAUACUUAAAAAUGAAGUUAAUGAAGAUUAUUCAGCACUGGACAUUAAUGAAGAGAAUAUCUCGGGAACCAAAUCGCCCCCCACAACAUCUUCAGCUCCAUCGGUUAUCCAUACCAUCGAAGACAACUCAAAUUUAGAAUCUCGACAUGAUGUACUAUAUCAAUUUGAACCAGAUAAGCGACAUGUGACGCAUUUGGCGCAGCACUUUCGGCGCAUAUCGUAUGAUCCGCGUAGUGGUAUUUACCAUCCCACGUUGGUGCCGGCUGAGGAAAAACGCUUAGCUGGCUGCCUUCUACACUGCGUUUAUGCGAAAAAUAACGCUAUCGACAAAUUCGGAUGGCCUACUCUUGAUGGCUUAGUAAACUUUUAUUCAGAAGGAGUGAAUGAACACAGUUUUUUUAUGGCCACUCUUCGAUCCGCAAAUCUCUGCCUGCAUGCAAUUUCAAUAAAGUAUAAUAUUAAUCGACGCAAACUACCAAAACGUGGCGAAAGCUGCGACUUGGCAUUCGACGUUUUCGAUUGUAUAUCAGACCAAAUAACGGGUUAUUGCUUAAAUCAAUACGAAUAA